UGAUAUUUUUUUCAACUUUAUUCAUCUCUAGAUAAAUCAUUCGAGAUCGGUUCAAUUCGUGAGUAUCUUUCGCACGUUGUAGACUCGUCGGCGAUCAUCGGUAAUCAUCGGCUGGCUUCGACGGCGUUCGGUGUCGCUUGUCGACGCUGUUAGUCACUGCCGUGCUUGUUCAUUACAGUUCAGUAUACUAGUUGAUAUUUGCUUGUAGUCUUGUUAUCCGUUGUAAUUUCCGUUGGCUCGCGCGUUAUUCAUUGAGCGAAGACGUGAAACGACGAUGCGAUUGUACUGGAAAAGAGAUGCGCUUCUGAAUAUAUGAGAAAGAGAGAGAGAGAGGGGAGGGGAGAGAGAGAGAGAGUUGUGUAGUGCGCCAAUUUCGAUCAUGACUUGGAGACGUUUACUACCAGUCCACAUAAUCUAAAAAUGCUCAGAAGAGGGCCACGUAAAAAUCAAUCCUGAUGUCCAUAUGGUCGGCCAGCACCGGGCGCAAUUCAGUGUUUGGCGCGGAGAACGGCGGCGGAGUGAUACUGCCCUCCUCGCACUUGCCGAUUCACAUACACGUGGCGCGCGAACAUCUGCACAACGUUGACGGUCACUGCUUUCAUAAGCGGUAUCACAAUUGUCAGCACCCAUUGGUUUUUGUCCUACGCGGGACUUUUGACAAGUUCUCCUAUUGGUACCAACAUUGCUAUCAACCUUCGUCGACGAUGUCGCAAUCAGGGGAUGGCCUUCACACACCAAGUUACUUGUCCUGGAGAAAACUGCAGUUGAGUCGUGCGAAACUGAAGGCAUCAAGUAAAACGUCAGCUUUGCUGUCCGGUUUCGCUAUGGUCGCCAUGGUGGAAGUUCAACUGAAUUCCGAUACAAAAGUCCCCUCGGAGAUGCUAAUUGCCUUCGCCGUGUGCACAACGUUGCUAGUAGCUGUUCACAUGUUGGCGCUAAUGAUAUCUACAUGCAUUCUACCCAACAUAGAAGCUGUGUGUAAUUUGCAUAGCAUAAGUCUCGUUCACGAAUCGCCGCACGAGCGUCUACACUGGUACAUCGAGGUAGCAUGGGCUUUCUCCACGUUGCUGGGAUUGCUGCUGUUUCUACUGGAAAUUGCGAUACUUUGCUGGGUGAAAUUUUACGACUUUUCGAAGGUGGCCGCCUGGUCGGCCUGCAUACUGCUAAUACCGGUGUUAAUAAUUUUUCUUGCAUUCGCGAUACAUUUUUAUCGGAGUCUCGUAGCGCACAAGUACGAAGUUACAGUGUCCGGUAUACGAGAACUCGAAUUACUGAAGGAACAAAUCGAGUCCACAGACGUAGAAGGCAGAAAUUGCAUAGACACCUUGCAAACUGCUGGAGUAACGCAUAUCGUUUAAAUCGAUACUUUUUCAGCUAUAAACAGCUUAGAUAGUACACUCGUUGAACUAAGGUGUUACAUUCCCCGAUAGAGGCUGUUAUUUAAUUCGGCUUUUAUUUUAAUUCGGACAGGAAAUAUCUGGCAAUUUAAUUAGUAUUAAAUCAGAACAAUUAAUCAUUUAGUUGUCUUUCUGGAAGAAUCAAUAUAUAUCUUAAUAUUCUUUAAAAUAAAAAUUCGAUGUCAAAGACAAAAAAUGUUUAAUUCUAUUAGAAAUAAAAUCGGACUUCCGUUUCUGUUGUGUGAGAGAUGAUAUGGCAAAGUAAGAAUGCGAUGAGAGUGUGAGAAAAAGAGAGAGAAAGGCUUGGUGUUAAAGAAUGGUAUGGGGAGAGGGGAGAAGGAUAGCGAGAGGAGUGUGGGAGCGUGUGGGUGGCAGGAGGGAAGCAGUGGAGAGUUGAGAAAGUAAGGGAAAAGUUAGAAGACAGGAGAGGUUAGGAUAGAGAAGAAGGAGUGGAAAGGUAGAGAAGAGGGAAGCAGGGUGAGUUAUCUAGGUGAGUGAGUAGGAAUUAGAUAGCGGGAAAGUAGCGAUGAGGUAUUAAACAGAUGUAGGCAGAGGCAUAAACUAGAGAGUUGUGAGAUUGAUAGGGAUAAGAAAGAAAGGAACAAUAGGGUUAGAAAAAGAGGAUAAGA
Messenger RNA from Odontomachus brunneus, 2026 nucleotides. Its product is annotated as calcium release-activated calcium channel protein 1-like. Gene Ontology annotation, cellular component: membrane. NCBI's taxonomy places the organism in Eukaryota, Metazoa, Arthropoda, Insecta, Hymenoptera, Formicidae. The record is from RefSeq and is a predicted model, not a curated record. Bases 456 to 1358 code for a protein of 300 amino acids. Gene Ontology annotation, biological process: store-operated calcium entry. The transcript is spliced from 5 exons. Gene Ontology annotation, molecular function: store-operated calcium channel activity.